CAGUUCCAGCUUUGUUCAGGAUAUCAUUUUCAAGGAAUUGUUCGUAAAAAAUUGUCUUUCGUUUCCAUAUAUUUCGUUUUGACCUUCGUUUUCAUAUAUUUGAGCAAUACUCUCUUGUUAAAAAUGCACUUAGUAUAGGACUAUAGGUGUAUCAAGAUGGUUGAAAUCGGGUUUGGAUUCAAUGGAUUUUCUCAUCUUGUCUAACACACCGAUUUUUGAGAUCAAGUGUUUUUUUUUUAAAUGUGAAAUGAUCAAGUUCGCACGUACCAGUUCUUUUAAUUUCUAUAUUUGUAGUAAUUUUUUUCCUUUUGUGAUUGUUUGUCUGAAAAUUGAAUUGUUGCGUCAAAAGUACAAGUCAUGGGACGACAGAUCAAGAAAUUGAUGACAAUCAGGUCUCCAUUUAGAAAUAUUUGAUGUAAAAACUGCAAUAUUUGAGUUUAAUUUCAGUAAACUUUUUUUUCUUCGAUAAAGACUAGAUUUCUUGUGUUUAUAUUUUUAACAGCACUUUUAUAGAAUAUCAACAUUCAAGCAUGUGAUUUCAGUAGAUCAUACACCUUCAGGUUUUUAAGUUCAUUAUCAACGAGUAUAUAAUAUAUACAACAAUCAUCUAAUUUUGACAUAAUGACGCUUACUUAAUCAUUAUUUUGAAAUGUUAAUUAGGAAGUAACAGAACCGGUUAAAAAAUAUGACUUUUGUGAUAGAACCGGCUGACAUAAAAUUUGAAUCCCACCACUGAACAUAGGGUAUAAUUAGCAAAAGACCAAGAAGAAGUCAUAUAAAUAUUUCAAACGAAUAUUGACCGACCGUAUCGUAUUGAACUCAUGUUGUAUGAUCUUAUUAUGUAAUUCAUAAAUUUGUUGAAUUCAUAUGUCACAAUAGAAUAUUGAUUACUGUAGAUAUUUUGAAAUUUAGUUUUGAUAUGUUCUUUCAUUGUAUAUAUAAUAUCAAUUUUUUGUGUAAAGAAACUAGUACAAAAAUGGGAUUGUUUAAAUUAAUUCAAUAUCCAAAGCACAGACGAAGAAGAAAAAAGCUGAAAAUAGAUAUGCGAGCAUUGGCAUUACGAGAUUCUAUAACUUCGCUCAUGAAGGACGAAAAGUACUUGGAAGCAAUGAGACAAAUAAAAGAGAUUUGGACACUGAAGACGAGUCCUUGGACUUAUAGUAGCUCCAUCUUGAACUACAUCGAAUGUCUAAUACGAAAACAGAAAUUUCGAGAUAUUGCUACCCUUGAAAAAGAGGUUUUAAAUUUUUACGAAAAGAUUUUAGAUAUUUCACCUCGCCGCCUCAUGAAAGCAGCCCAUGAGGUCAUGGAUAUCUCUUCACGACCACUCCAAGCGGCUCUUUUGGCGUUUUACGCAGCCCGACUUGCUUUGAGUAACAAGAAGAAGGAACCAGCUAUGAAACACGUAAAAGAAAGCGUUGAACUGAUCAGAAAUGCAAACAGUCAUCUGAGUGCACAAAAAAGUGUCACAGGGUAUUUAUUAUCUCUCCUAAGAGAGCUUCGGGAUCACGUCAAUGCAAUAUCAACAAAAGCAAAGACCAAACUCAAAUCAGAUUGCAUUGAAACGUGCAAUAACUUGAUAACUGAAAUCAGAACACAACAAAAAGUACAAAAUAGUCAACCAAGAUUGAGAAAAAGUCGUAAAUCAAGAAGAAAAUCAUCCUUGCCCACAAAACUUAACAAUAAUCAAAGAAGUAUUCACAGAGAGAAAGGACUUCCUUCCACAUCAAGUGAAGAUAAUCAAGAGUAUGCUGACACGACUAGUGGAAAGGAAGUAAUUGAAGAUGUUGAAAUUGAAAGGGUUAUCGAAGAAAACACUUUGAAAAUGGAAUGAAUCUCCGAUAAAGUGUGCCUUGACAGCUAUACGGUACGAGUGAUCCGUGUCCGAGACCAAAAUCAGCAAACAAAUUUUCUCCAGUGAGUGUUUCAGGAAAUGUGAACCAAGACUCUAAACUGAAAUUUAAACGUUGUAUUCCAAACCAGUGGUCGGCAACCUUUUUUAAGUGCCGGACCGGUUUAGCCUGGCCAAAAUUUUGACGGACCACCUUUAUAUAAACGAACUAAGCUUAUGUAAUGAAUUCAAAAGAAAAUUUAUGUUGACAAUAUACACAGAAACGAAGGUGAUGAUAUUUAUUGCGAGAUCGGCAUUUGUGCUAUUGUUUCCAAUCCGGAGAUUGUAUGAAACAUCGAUAUUUACCAUCUUUUUCGAACCGCGGAACACUUUUUAGAUUAUGAAUUUUUCGCGGAACAACAAACGAAAAUUUCUAAAUUUCGUGGAAACUAUCCGAAUAAGCAAUAAACACUGUCAGGUGAAAUUACAACAAGACCAAUGACUCGAGUUCUAAAAAGACGUAACAAAUUCAUUACUUCAGAGAACAAAAGUACAAUGGAGUACCAAUGAGAAAUAUUUAAAACUGGCUGUUCGUAGCCGUUAAUAGCAAUGCAAUUUUAAUAUGAUAUAUGAACUUGUUUAGAUGUGCACGCAUCGUUUAUUUAGGCCUGAAUUUAGGAAAGGCAACAACGUAGUUCUCCUUCAUUGGUCGUCUUUCUGGCGUCAAAAAUCCUACUUGUACUUUUACUAGUAAAUGAAUUUAUUGCCUCUUUAAGAGUAUUCCACGAGUCGGGUUUUAAAUAUUCCCAGCUUUAGGCAACUUUUAUAAUUUACAUUACGAAAACGAGUCAAUGUUCCCGAACAUGAUUAAAAAUGUGAUUUGAGCGAUGAUAUUUAAAUUGUUACGUUUACAUUUAGCUGUUUAGUUAUUGUUUCAACUUUCGGAAAUCCGUGCAAACAUUUAUCACAAGAAAUAAAAUCUUCUUGAAAA
Styela clava is the source of this 2822-nucleotide messenger RNA. RefSeq lists its product as uncharacterized. The record is from RefSeq and is a predicted model, not a curated record. NCBI's taxonomy places the organism in Eukaryota, Metazoa, Chordata, Ascidiacea, Stolidobranchia, Styelidae.